AUGAGAAACCACAAUAACUACAGUUUUCGUUGGGGCCCAUUGCUCACUCUAAUUCUAACAUUUCUCUCAUCCGGAGCACACGGCUCUGAGCAAUGUGGUUCGGAUUUGAAGCCACAAAAAUUAGUGGUCGUCGGUGUUUGGAAGCGUUCCUUCGACAAUUCCACAGCCCAAUACCGUAUUUCUGAUGAAGACCUAUCCGUUCGCGGGUACGAAAGAGCGAAUACCGACAAAGCGACAUCUACAGUAAUGUUGGCUCGACAUCCGGAGAGUUGUAUCGUUCAUGAAUGUGGUGUUCGCUUGUCAGCAAUGAUGCAAGUCAAUGGAGCGAUCUUGCAUACCGAUCAUCGAUCGAUAAGGAUGAACGACUCGACGAUGGAUAAUAUUGAGGACGAGUUUUAUUGCGCCGACAAGAGCGGAUUCUGUGGUGCGGAUGUUCCGAUUUAUCGAUUGGUUCAGCACUCGUUGAAUGGACCGCGCAUUCGCAGGCCGCGGCCAACCUCAGAUCUGUUCUUGACACCCUAUAAACUUCCAGACUACUCCUACUCCUUCGACAAUGUUGGUCAAUCUCAACCCGGCUACGAGAAAGAAUUCUUUCCACUUUGCUAUGCUUGGCGUCAAACUCCAUCCGUUGUCCUAUUCAACUCAUCCGACAACGGAGUUUGUCUGAAAAUUCCAGAUGUGGAAAACGGAAAAAUCGAGUAUUCCAACAAUCAACUGAACGUGUUUUCCAUUGGAACAUCAGCAACACUUCGGUGUGAUUCUAGAUUUGUUGGGAAUGGAACGAAUAAUUUGUUGUGUACCAAAGAUGGAUGGUAUCCGAGACAAGAGAUGAUGGGAAAUUGUGUUAGUCAAGAAACUUCAAAAAAACCACUCCGCCUCGUCGUCGCUUCUGACGUCGUCAACCCAGAAGCCACUUGCCCCAUCUCCACCACCCCUAACGGCAACGUCGUCUACUCUGCCAACGUUGCAGCUUCCACUUCCAAAACGUCGGUUCCAUCUGCCACGCGAGCUACCGUACUCUGCAAUCUGGGAUUCGUUCCAACAACCUCCGUCACUUCAUCAACAUGUGUCGACGGUGAAUGGAUUCCAGCACUACCCCAAUGUUUGUCAUUGUUGGAUUUGAAAUGUCCAAUUUUGUCGGCGCCGAGGAAUGGAGAGCUCGUCUUCACCAACUCGCCGAAACCUCCAUACUCUCUCGACUCAACAAUCUCUCUGAAAUGCGACCGGAAUUUCUUCGGAAUGGGAAAUCUGACUGCCAAGUGCACGUCAAGUGGAUGGGACCAAAAAAUCGGGCGGUGUGAACCGGUAGGCAUUCGAAAAAUGGCAUCAGCAGAGAGUCUAUCAACCGGAACACCCUGCUCAGCAAUCGCCAGCCCGGCCAACGGAAACUUGCUCUACGUCCAAUCCAGCCUAUCCCAAAACUAUGCAUCUGGAACAUCGGCGUAUCUCAUGUGCUCCCUAGGAACGUCCCUAUCUGGCUCCGUAUCCACAAUGUGUACAAAUGGGCAAUGGUCACCGGCUAUAGGACAGUGUACAAGCGCUCCAACGCUGGGUCAAACUACUGGAAACUGUGCAGCUAUCCCGAAUCCGGUCAAUGGAACUGUCACCUAUACUUCUGGAUUGGGCACUUACACAUCUGGAACGAUCGCCACGCUGACUUGCAAUUUUAUGAGUACUGUAUCUGGCUCGGCCACGAGCACAUGUCUCAGUGGAAUAUGGAAUCCCGCUAUGGGAACAUGUACGGCUUCUGGAACAGGAGGUGUUGGUACAGGGACCACAUGUCCGAACCCAGUGGUGAUCAAUGGAGUUAUCACAUACAGCCAAGGAAAUCCGUUGGAUGUGAGUCAAGUUACCCGUCCAAUGUUAACCACAGCUUCGCUUAGAUGUAACAAUGGCUACACACUGUCUGGGAACUCAUUAGCCACGUGUAUCAGUGGAGCAUUCACUCCGUCACUUGGCACUUGCACACUUGGAACAUCCGGAGGCACUGGCACAACAUGUAGUACACCAUUUAUUAUGAAUGGAGUCGUCACUUUCAGUCAAGGAAACACUUGGGAUCAAAGUUUGCCGAAAUUGGAGCAGCGGCCCAACCAACUCACUCGCCCGUCUGGCACCACUGGUACACUCUCUUGUAAUUCUGGAUACUCAGUCACUGGAAAUAGCCAGGCAACUUGCACAAAUGGAGUCUUCACUCCAGCCCUUGGAACAUGCAAUCUCGGAACGGGAACAGGAGGAGUUGGUACAGGAACCACGUGUCCGAAUCCAGUGGUGAUCAAUGGAAAUAUCACAUACAGCCAGGGAAAUCCGUUGGAUACAACUCGCCCAGCACUGACCACAGCCAUGUUGAACUGUAACAGUGGCUACACACUGACUGGAAACACAAUAGCCACAUGUAUCAGUGGUACAUUCACUCCGUCACUUGGCACUUGCACACUUGGAACAUCCGGAGGCACUGGCACAACAUGUAGUACACCAUUUAUUAUGAAUGGAAUCGUCACUUUUAGUCAAGGAAACACCUGGGAUCUCACUCGCCCGUCUGGCACCACUGGUACACUCUCUUGUAAUUCUGGAUACUCAGUCACUGGAAAUAGCCAAGCAACUUGCACAAAUGGAGUCUUCACUCCAACCCUCGGAACAUGCACCUCGGAACUGGAACAGGAGGAUCAGGGAAACCCGUUGGAUACAACUCGCCCAGCACUGACCACAGCCAUGUUAUACUGUAACAAUGGCUUCACACUGACUGGCAACUCAAUAGCCACGUGUAUCAGUGGAACAUUCACUCCGUCACUUGGCACUUGCACACUUGGAUCAUCUGGAGGCACUGGCACAACUUGUAGUACACCAUUCAUCAUGAAUGGAAUCGUCACUUUUAGUCAAGGAUAUGUUUAUGAUCUCACUCGCCCGUCUGGCACCACUGGUACACUCUCUUGUAAUUCUGGAUACUCAGUCACUGGAAAUAGCCAAGCAACUUGCACAAAUGGAGUCUUCACUCCAGCCCUUGGAACAUGCAACCUCGGAACUGGCACAGGAGGAGUCGGAACUAUGCAGUGUACUGCAAUGAUUGCUCCAAUCGGAGGUAAUGUAACAUACUCUAAUGGCGGACAAAUAGGACCAUUCCCAAGUGGGACCACUGUCACGGGAUCAUGCACGAAUGGAGGAGCAGUUCAAGGAGCCUCUUCCGCCCAAUGCUCCAAUGGAAUGUGGAGUCCAAUGUUUUUGGGUACAUGCUCUCUGAUCGGUGGCUCGACUACCGGACAGUGUAGUGCGCCAACUCUGCCAGCUGGCGCUCAAGCUACCUAUGUGCCAUUCUCUUUGAGCACCACUAGCUACACAUCUGGAACAGUGGCUACUGUAACGUGCACUUCUGGAGGGUCUAGUCUUGGUUCAACAACUUGUACAAAUGGAUUAUGGAGUCCGGCAAUUACUGGAAUCUGCUCAGGGACAGGAACGGGAACAACUUGUCCAGCUCUGACGCGUCCGGUUGGAGAAUCUGUAACAUACGAUGGUCAAACCUCAUUUGCCACAACAUUCAACACUGGAGAAAUUGCACGAGUCACAUGUACAAAUGGGACACAAAUCGGUCAAGCGUCGUGUCUUGGUGGUCAAUGGAUUCCAGCAAUCACUGCCACGUGUUCAGGAUCUAGUACGGCGAUUGGGACACAAUGUAUUGGAGUGAUAGCGCCAGCGAACUCACAAGUCAGAUACAGUGAUGGAGACAUGGUCCUCCACGCCUCCGGUGCCACCGUAACACUGACUUGCCUCAACUCCGCUACCGUAACCGGCAACACCAUCUCAACGUGUACUAAUGGAGCAUGGACACCGACACUUGGUACCUGUUCCUCUUCUGGAACAUCAACCGGACCAUGCUACACACCCCCAUUGACACCAACCGGUGCCACGCUCACCUACUCUUCUGGAUUCUUCGCUCCAUGGACGGCAGGAAGCACGGCCACAAUGUCUUGUCCAUCUGGUCAAACCGCGCAGGGAACUACCGUAACAUACUGUACAAACGCCGCAUGGGCUCCAGCGCUGGGUACUUGCUCUGGGUCGGGUACGGGUCUUGGACAAGCAACCACCCUCACAACCAUGUCUUCCACUUCUGCCACGUGUCAAUAUCUUCCAAUUGCUCCACCCUACAGUACCAUUGUGACCAGCCAGACGGCUCCAUACUCAUCUGGAACCGUCGUCACACUUCAAUGUGAUUCUGGAUAUCAAGUCCAGGGUCAAAAUACCACGUCGACAUGCCAAAACGGCUUGUUCACUGAAAUUACAGCUCAGUGUACUAGGAUUUGA
Messenger RNA from Caenorhabditis briggsae, 4293 nucleotides. The record is from RefSeq and is a predicted model, not a curated record. NCBI's taxonomy places the organism in Eukaryota, Metazoa, Nematoda, Chromadorea, Rhabditida, Rhabditidae. The transcript is spliced from 21 exons. The coding region runs from base 1 to 4293 and encodes 1430 amino acids.